This is a messenger RNA of Zeugodacus cucurbitae (melon fly), 2965 nucleotides long. Its product is annotated as dnaJ-like protein 60. NCBI's taxonomy places the organism in Eukaryota, Metazoa, Arthropoda, Insecta, Diptera, Tephritidae. Bases 90 to 773 code for a protein of 227 amino acids. The transcript is spliced from 5 exons. The record is from RefSeq and is a predicted model, not a curated record.
AUUUAUUUUGUAUUUUGUUCCGGAUGCAUUAUUUUUUAAUUCAUUCAAAAUUAAAAAAAUUCAAGUGAUUUUGAAAUUUACAAUAUAAAAUGCAAGGUAUUAUAUUGAAUAAGAGCCCGUAUUGGAGGCGUAUGCAAACUGCAAUUCGACACAGUAGUGUGCAAAAUGGGGAAACUUAUUAUGACAUACUUAAAGUUCAAAAAGAUUGUAGUAAUCAAGAAAUACGGAAUGCUUUUGUACAACUUUCAAAAAAGUUUCAUCCCGACGUUAAAGGCAUCACUCCGGAUCCAAAACAAACAGCCCAAUUUGUAAAGAUUUCGGAAGCUUAUCAAAUUCUCAGCAAACCCAAAUCGCGUUCAGCAUAUGAUCAACGUUUAUGGGACGCAGGUUUGCUACGACCUAGUCAAAGAUCUAGAUCAGGAGCUGUUGCAAAUAUGCACUCCGCCGAGUUACAUAAGCCAUGGGAAGUAAAACCUAACUAUGAUCCAAAUCCUGGCCCUUACUAUGGGGUGAAAGGUUUAGAGCGAGUUUCCAAUUUGAAAAUAGCCAUGGCCCUUGCAGUUUUAGGAAUCGCUGGAGCAAUAUUUGGAUUUAUAUCGAUAAACACUUAUUAUUUUUUCAGUCACUCCUUCACAUUUAAUCGCCAAAAACUGGAUGCUAAAUCUGCGGAAGCGGGAAGCUAUCAUGCGGCGAUUCGUGCAGACGCUGAGAAAUAUGGCAAUGAAGAACAGUUACGACGAAUGGUGAAUCGAAUGUCAAAGGACGAAAGAUAAGUUUAACGACAUGUCAAAUUAUUUUGCACAUUUUAAUGAUUGUUUAUAGAAGACCAAAAAAUAAUAAAAAAAAAUAAAACUAUGUGAUAGUGCAAUAAAUAUUUUAUGUACAUAAUGUGAGUUCAAUGCACAGAACAUCACUGAUACAAACGUUUUCUAGCUUCAAUUUUGAUAUAUAUUUUAUGUUUCGAAUGAUAUAUUUGUACCUUUAGGUACCUCAACAAACUUUCAAAUAAAAGCGAUUGUUUAUUUUUACCAUGACAAUACUAAUAAAAUAUAAUAUAUGUAAAUAUUUUUAUAGUUGCAUAAUAAAUUAAAAGCUUUUUUGAAUAUAACUGAGUAAUAACCUUAAUUAAGAGUAAAAGGAUAAAUAAAAUAUAUAUUCAAAUACAUGCAAAAAUAACUUAGAAAAUAUAAGAUUUAUUUCUAAAUCAAAAAAUGUUAAUUUGGUAAUCACAAAAGAAUAAAAAUGUUUCGCGUUGUAAUUAUUCGAGGUAGCAUUUUAUCGAAUUUGAAAUUGAAUUGUAAGAUAAAAGAGAUGGUUCAUUUUAUAAGAUCUACAAGGUCUAAGAAACCAGUGGUGUUGAACGGGAUCAACGUCUCACACUAAUUAACUCGGUUACGAAGUAAGAUCAACCUGAAUGGACUAACGCAUUUCUAACACGAAGAGAUUAAUGCACUUUAAUUAAACGUAAAACAAAUUAAUUAAAUAAUAUUCUUUCAGGUUUAAAGCUUAUGUCAAUCAUCAGACAAAGCCAAUUAAAGCUUAUUUACAUAUUAUUCUUAGAAAUGGCAUUGUUAGACGAACAAUUACCGUUGAAUUGAAGUUAUUAAUUGUUUUACAUCAUCUACUUCUGUUGAAUUAAUGAGUUGAAAUGAUGCUAGACCUCUUGAUCCCAUAGUACUAGCUGUGAGAAAACAAACUGUAAAUAUUGCCGCAAUAAGAGAGUGACAAGUCACGCUACUGAGGAAAUUUUCAAUUUUGCAAUUCACUUUUCGCUAAGGCUAACGCUCUCACAUAUUGCCCGAUCGAAAAAACGAAAGUUUUGGAAAAAUAGUGACUUAUUAUGCAAUAUAGACUCUCAAAGUUCCUUAAACUCUUAUAUGUACCAGUGAAUCCAUGUUUCGUUCAUUGACGGACACGACGCGACGUAGAACUUCAAACACUGCUAUGAUGUAGUCUCAAGUUUUCGCGGUUACAGUUACAGAUAGGAUAUAACCCACGCGAUGACUAUUGUCUCAGCAAUCUCGUGCUACUCCUGUAGAGACAGUCUGCCAAUACGAGAUACGCGGUCAAUAUAAAACUAUGAUUUCGAUGACAUUCAAUGACUGAAAUUAUGACUGUAGUCAUCUACGAGAAAGUACUAGGUCGGGCUAAGUUAUCUUACCACCCUUAUAAAUUUCCUAUCGCAAUAUAUGGUGGUAGUUUAUAACGUUGUCACCAACAACACAGAAAUAGAAGUUAUCAUUAUCAUUAUGUGUGUUCUCCAAUUUCUGAUAUUUAAAGCACCGUGAGUACGACGCUCUACCCUCACGUGUGGUGCAGGAAUUGUAUCUGAUUAAUGUUUUUUUUCGAUCACAGUCAAGGAAGUUGAAAGUUCUUUUAAAAAUUCAGUAUUUUUAGAGUUAAUCAGGUUUCUUGUUAUUAAAUUGUGUUGCUUGAAGAUUCCUGUAAAAACUGAAGUUCGAUUAAGACAAUUCGAUGGUGGUAGUUCAUGAAGUAUUUUCUAGAUUAGAGAAAAUGAAGUGAAGCCCUUGGUCCUUCGUCUCUACGUUAUUUAUCAAAAUGUUUCAUUCCACAUGUGAUCAAGCGAUUAAUGAAAAACAAGUUGAUUAAUUCUCACUAAAUAAUGUAUUGGAGGCAAUUGGUUUUUGUUCAACAAAAUUUAAGGUAUUUGUUUGUUGGGACAGGUAUGUAAAUUAAUCAAGGUACAUAAAAUUACUGUAAAACUUUCUUAUGGAAAAUGUCAUAUUCUGGAAAGCAAAUAAACAACUUUAAUUUAAUUGGGUAUAUACGCAUACUUUUGUAAAUAUGUAUACUUAUAUAUGUGGCGGAAAUAAAUGUAUGUAUACAUUAAAUAAAUAAUACGUUGCAAAUUCUUCAGGGACUUCAUUCAACUCUAAAUAAAUAAUAUGAUUAUUUAGAACGGUACACACAGCUGAAAAAUACACGUUAACAUCUUAAACAAUAA